UUAUCAUCUCUUUCCGCUUUUUGCUUUCCUCGUCAUCAUUUUCCCAUAUUCUUCAACAACGAUCUAAUCGGACUUUGUACUAUAAAUUUAUUUAUUUAUUUAUUUUUAUUGUUCGACAACCAGUUCAGAAGAGUCAGGGCUUGCGUUUUUGUUAAUGGUGUUGGGAAGGAAAUGGCUGUGGAGCUGAUGCUGGGAUAUGGGGGCAAUAGUGCACUGGCUGCAGGGAAGAUUGAAGAGGACGCUCUUGCCGUGAAGGAAGCCGCGUCUGCUGGGAUUCAGAGCGUUGAGAAGCUUAUGAGAUUGAUGUCUCAAGAACAAUACCAGGAGGCCGUGGCUGAUUCUGCCACGGACAAAGCUACUACGGAGGUCGGUGCUGUUGCGGAUGUGGCCGUCGACAAGUUCAAGAAGGUAAUCUCUUUGCUAGAUAGAAGAAGAACCGGCCACGCUCGGUUUCGAAGGGCUCCUGUGGCGCCUGCUCCUUCUCAGCCUCCGAAAACUGAACCGGUUUCCGCUUUUAAGGUUUAUUGUCCCAAUCCGACACCGAUUGUUCGCAUCUCUCCGCUGCCGAACAAUCUCUCCCAUGUGCACCGAUCCGGCCUUCAUCCUCAGCCCCUGCCUGUUAUGGUGACAAAGAAUGGACCUGGGGAGAGGAUGGAUGCGGCCGCGGCGGCUGCGAGCAUCAAUUUCUCGCCUUCGCCGCCGAUUUCCGCUGCGAAUUCAUUCGUGUCUACUUUGACAGGGGAGACUGAAAGUUUGCAGCCUUCUUUGUCGUCCGGGUUCCAAAUCACGCACAUGUCCCAGGUAUCGUCUGCGGGAAAGCCACCUCUGUCUCUGAAGAGGAGGUGUAACUCGAUGGACGACACGGCCGUCCUCAAGUGUGCCUCGUCUUCCGGGCGAUGCCACUGUUCCAAGAAAAGGAAAUCCAAAGUGAAGAGAGUCACCAGAGUCCCUGCAAUUAGCCCGAAGAUGGCAGAUAUUCCACCCGAUGAGUAUUCCUGGAGAAAGUACGGCCAGAAACCUAUCAAAGGAUCCCCGCAUCCAAGGGGAUAUUACAAGUGUAGUAGCUUGAGGGGUUGCCCUGCACGAAAACAUGUGGAGCGUGCUCUGGAUGAUCCGACGAUGCUAAUUGUCACCUACGAGGGUGAUCACAAUCACUCCGAUCACUCUAUCACGGAAGCAACGGCAGCACUUAUCUUGGAAGAGUAAUAUUUCUUGCAUAACUUUUGUAUAACUUUUGUACAAUUCUAACAACUUUUUUAAAGAUCAACCAUUAGAUAUUUAGGGCUCACAUAUAAAAAAACAGAUUCAAUGGUUGAUCAUAAAAAAAAGUUAUUAGAAUUGUACAAAAGUUAUACAAAAAUUAUACAACAAUCAUUUCUUGUCCUGAAAUCAUCCUAGUCGAUUCCACUCGUCCAAAAGCCCAAAAGAUUGACGGUUGGAUUUGUGUAAUUGUGUAGAAGAAGAUUAGUUAGCUCCUUAUACAAAAUAGGAUUUCUUUUGUUUUCUUCUUUCCUUUUACCGCUUCAAAACUUUGUUUGUUUAGACAAAUCAAGAAAGAAUAGGAGAGCGUAAAGAUGGUGGAUUUUGUGGGGAUUAAUCAUGCAACUCUAGUGUUUUGUUUUCUUUAACCUUCUUAAAGCUGUUAUAUAUUCUUUGGAGUUUUGGUUUUU
Molecule: messenger RNA, 1670 nt
Organism: Alnus glutinosa
Lineage: Eukaryota; Viridiplantae; Streptophyta; Magnoliopsida; Fagales; Betulaceae
Product: probable WRKY transcription factor 7
Exons: 3
Coding region: 172-1206 (344 amino acids)
Biological process (GO): regulation of DNA-templated transcription
Molecular function (GO): DNA-binding transcription factor activity; sequence-specific DNA binding
Source: RefSeq, a predicted model, not a curated record